This is a messenger RNA of Hyla sarda, 1071 nucleotides long. Its product is annotated as olfactory receptor 52D1-like. The transcript has a single exon. Gene Ontology annotation, biological process: G protein-coupled receptor signaling pathway. Gene Ontology annotation, cellular component: membrane. Gene Ontology annotation, molecular function: G protein-coupled receptor activity; olfactory receptor activity. The record is from RefSeq and is a predicted model, not a curated record. NCBI's taxonomy places the organism in Eukaryota, Metazoa, Chordata, Amphibia, Anura, Hylidae. Bases 1 to 1071 code for a protein of 356 amino acids.
AUGACUAUUGGCUGUGUCCUCAAGGGGUUAAAAGAGAAAAAAUUGUUAAAGUGUGACUCAAGUGUCUUGUUCUGCACCUUAAGAGGGAAGAUGUUGAAUAGAACCGACUCUCAUCCUUCCCUCCUGACCCUCAACUUUGGGCCAAUGACAGACAUAAAAUACAUCUACAGCGCCAUCACGUUGCUUGGUUUCCUUAUCAUCGUGUUGUCCAACUGUGCGGUUAUCUCUGCCGUGGCCCUACACAGGAGUCUCCAGGAGCCCAUGUACAUCUUCAUAUCAGUCCUGUGCCUCAAUGGACUCUACGGGAGCUUCGCCUUCUUCCCAAACCUAUUUGUAAACCUUAUUAGCAAAACACAAACCAUCUCCUACACGGGCUGCAUCACUCAGGUCUUCUGUAUUCACACCUACAUGGGAGCAGAACUGGCCAUCCUGUCUGUCAUGGCAUAUGACCGAUACUUGUGCAUCUGCAACCCCUUGAGGUACCCCACUAUUAUGACCUUGACCAUGGUCCAGAAGCUGGUUGUCUCAGCUUGGUUGUACAUUAUCUGUCUGUUUACAGUUCACUCUGCGUUGACCAUUAGGCUUCCUCUAUGUGACUCCUUCAUCCUGAAGAUAUACUGCGACAAUUGGUCAGUGGUGAGGUUUCUCUGCAUCGACACAACAGUCAACAAUAUCUAUGGGUUCUUCAUCACCGCAUUGGUCAUAGUCCUUUUGCCGGUGCUGAUCUUUAUUUCCUACAUUGAGAUCAUAAUAGUUUGUGUCCAGGCCACCAAGGACUUCCGAGCCAAGUCCCUACAAACGUGCACCCCUCACUUGGUCAUCAUCACUAACUUUGUGGUUAAUGUGUUAUUUGAGAUCCUGCUCCAUCGAUUCAGUCCCACCAAUCUCCCCUAUGAGGUGAGGACAGUGAUGUCCUUGCAGUUUCUGGUGGUCCCACCGAUUCUGAACCCCCUAAUCUAUGGACUGAAAACCAAGAAAAUACGAGUGAAGAUGCUGAAGCUUCUGUCUCCAAAAUCCAAAAUCACCACAGAAAAGUGGUAUAUGGGUGUCAUGAAUGGAUUCAUAUUAUAG